AUGUCCCAAAAUAAUAAUAAGCAGGCUCUAAACGUUAAAGAUGCCCUGUCAUAUCUUGAUCAGGUGAAGGUGCAGUUCUCAGAGCAGCCGGAUGUAUACAAUAGGUUCCUUGAUAUAAUGAAGGACUUUAAAAGUCAGACUAUAGACACGCCCGGCGUCAUUGAGCGAGUAUCAACCCUUUUCAAGGGACAUCCUGCCUUAAUACAAGGAUUCAAUACAUUUUUACCUCCUGGGUAUCAUAUUGAGUGUUCAACAAAUCCUCAUGAUCCCGAUUCCAUCCGUGUUACAACACCCAGCGGAACUACAACUACAUCAAUCGGUCCCAUGGAUCCACACCAUGGACCGACACUUUCUACUGUAUCCAACAUUACAAGUUCAGGAUAUUAUUCAAAUGCUACUUACUCACAUCCUCCACCUCAUUCGUUGAUACCAACUUUACAACCACAUCCUCCGGGUUCUUCUAUGCCAACACAAACAGUUUCUUAUCGUAUGGGUUCUCCUCAGCAAUCUGUAGGACAAUCGGUGGCUCAACAAACUAUUGCACAGGCAGUGCAAUCAGUGGGGCUUGGUGUUGCUGAAAAUACUUCUCAGCAGCAAGGUAAAAAGGCACCUGUCGAAUUUAAUCAUGCUAUCAACUAUGUGAAUAAGAUUAAACCCGAUGAUGAAAAUUUUUUUACGUUUAAGAAUCGUUUUUCGACAGAGCCGGACACGUAUAAGCAAUUCUUAGAAAUAUUACAAACGUACCAGAAAGAACAAAAGCCAAUUCAGGAGGUUUACUCCCAAGUUCAAGUGCUUUUUAAAAACGCGCCAGAUCUUCUGGACGAAUUCAAGCAGUUUCUACCCGACACGUCUGGUAAUGUAGCGUCAGGUGGUUUAUUUGGACCUAUUCCUCAAAAUCAUGGUACGCCAAAACAAUCACAUUUAUUACCUGCCAUUUCAGCGAUUGCUAAUAGUGGCUCCGGCCACGGAGCCGCUAGAUUACCGACCGUUAAUUUCCCAUCACAAUCAUCUAUUAAUUUGUCAGUGAGCGAUACAUUCAAGAAGGGUUCUAGUAUUGGAUCGACAAACAAUGGUUUGGGGGCUGUGGUUGGUCCAAAUUCUACUGGCUCAUCAAACGUAAACAAGAAAAAAAGAUCUUCUGGGCUUCCCAACUCAGAUCGAAGCCCUAGUCUGAUAUCUAGCAAGUCCAAGAAAUCAAAGUUAUCUCACAAGCCCUCAAGUGAUCAGGUUCAUGCGGGUUCAUCAUCAAUACCAGUUAAACUCGAGUCACAGAAAGUAUUGGAGCCGCAGCCUCUGGCAUCCACCGAAGAGUUAGAAUUCUUUGAGAAAGCCAAGAGUCAGCAAAUUUUGGAUGGCCAAUCUUUGCUCAAGUAUAUGGCACCUUUUUUGGGAGGGACGAAUUCCGACUUAUAUGCUUGGUUAAAACAGUUCCUUAAAUUAAACGAGAGAGACGAGAUAGUUCAAAAUACCGCUAAUUCCAGGCCACGUGUUGAUUUGGAAGGAUGCAUUUCAUACGGACCAAGUUAUAGACAAUUACCUGAUUCGGAGGCCAACAUGCCUUGUUCUGGUAGAGAUGAAUUAUGUUAUGAAGUACUAAAUGACAAAUGGGUAUCUCAUCCUACGUGGGCUAGCGAAGAGGCCGGAUUUGUAUCACAUAAGAAGAAUCAAUUCGAAGAAGCUCUGCAUAAAUGUGAAGAGGAAAGAUAUGAAUAUGAUAUGUUUAUUGAGGCUAAUCUUCAUACAAUCCAUUUGCUGGAGCCAAUCGAAAAGAAAAUUAAUACAAAGUUGACGCCUGAAGAAAAGGCUAAAUUUAAACUCGAACCUG
Molecule: messenger RNA, 1825 nt
Organism: Dentiscutata erythropus
Lineage: Eukaryota; Fungi; Glomeromycota; Glomeromycetes; Diversisporales; Gigasporaceae
Source: the annotation of a GenBank genome assembly